This is a messenger RNA of Mesorhabditis spiculigera, 672 nucleotides long. The record is from the annotation of a GenBank genome assembly. Lineage: Eukaryota; Metazoa; Nematoda; Chromadorea; Rhabditida; Rhabditidae.
AUGACCUUCUUUCACUUCAUCAACUGUCUGGCACUGGCAUUUGGGCCCUAUUUUUUAGUUUAUAAGUACUCUGGCCUGAAUGAAUAUAGCAGCGUAUGGAAAUUGGGGCAGGCUGUACUCGGGUACUUUUUGACACAGCUCUUCAAAUUGUUACUUCUCGCCACGUUAUUCCCGACAUCAGCCACCGAGGGAUUCGCCUUGUUUCCGGAAUUGCUGAAAAGCAGUGCGGAUGUGUUUGAUGUUAUUGGGCUUCAUUUGAUCAUCAACUAUUUGAUGACUGGCAAAAGCGAGAUUCGGUUCGCGACGGCUGGAUUUGGGUACGCGUUGGCGAAUUCCUUCUCGACUCGGAUCAUCUAUUUUUGGGUUGGCGCAAGGGCGACGGCAUUCAGCUGGCAAUACAUCCAAUCGGCGCUGGACUCCAGCUCUGAAUUGAUCUUCUGGGGAGCCGUUGCCACGUUGGCUUGGCUUGUCAGGAGAGAAUACGCCAAACAGACGGUCAUCUACGCCCUCUUGGCUGCCGCCGUCUUCAGCUCGUUCACUCUGCACUCUCUCCAAUACAUCUGGAAUAUCAACGCGUGGGUGAUGGUCAUUCUUCGAGCCGUCUAUUCGAUUGGCCUGGCUGCCGGCACCGUCUAUGCCUACGCUACAAAUGGGUCAAAUGCCACCCGUCGC